Molecule: messenger RNA, 1361 nt
Organism: Contarinia nasturtii (swede midge)
Lineage: Eukaryota; Metazoa; Arthropoda; Insecta; Diptera; Cecidomyiidae
Product: dimethylaniline monooxygenase [N-oxide-forming] 3-like
Exons: 6
Molecular function (GO): NADP binding; N,N-dimethylaniline monooxygenase activity; flavin adenine dinucleotide binding
Source: RefSeq, a predicted model, not a curated record
AUGGCCAAAAAACCGUUGCUCUGUGCUUCCCCAUAUCCAAAACGCUUAGAAAAACGAUUUUUAGCGAUUUCAAAAUUUUGGGGUGAUUGCAAUACCUUACUGCACACGAUUUAUGUUGGGCUUUUGCUUGGAUUGGCCGUAAAUCAAAUAGAUACAGCUACUGUUUUUAGCAAUGCCAAACGACCUGCUUUGAACAUUGCUGUCGUUGGAGCGGGAGCUGCAGGUCUUUGUAGUGCCAAACACUGCCUUGCCGAAGGUCAUGAAGUAACCGUCUACGAACAAAGUGAAGAGAUCGGCGGAGUUUGGUAUUAUACGGAUGAAAUAGGCAAAGAUAAAUAUGGCGUUCCGAUUCACACAUCGAUGUACCAAGGGCUAAGACGUACUGAAAUAUCUCCAUUCAUAUGCAAACCAUUUCGAAUUGAAAAAAGUAAUCAAAUUGCGAGUCAUUUGGUCGUUCGUGUGCUUCCGAUUAAAAAUGAUAAAUGGGAAGUCCUUGUGAAAAAUUUACCGAAAAAUACAUUCGAAACGAUAAUCUAUGAUGUCGUUUUUGUUUGUAAUGGCCAUAAUUCGAAGCCGUUUAUUCCAAAUAUUGAUAGUGCCGACGAAUUCAAGGGAAAACUAAUUCACAGCCAUGAUUAUCGCAAACCGGAACCAUUUCGCAAUACAAGUGUUCUUGUCAUUGGUCCAGGACCAAGUGGAAAGGAUUUGGUGGCCCAAUUGGCAAAAUUCACUAAGCGGGUGGCAUUCAGCCGGCAUAAAAUUGUCAAUGAAACCGAUGAAGAUCGUAAGAAACGUCAAAGUCUAUACUCACCCAAUGUGAUACUUAAAGAUGAUGUGACACGUUUCACUUCGACUGGCGCCGAAUUUAUCGAUGGAUCCCACGAAACAUUUGAUGUUGUGUUCUUCGCAACAGGCUAUAACUCCUCGUAUCCAUUCUUAAGUGUUAAUUCGGGUGUUUAUGUUAAGAAAAAAUUAGUUCAACCAUUAUAUAAGCAUAUCUUCAAUGUGGAACAUCCAACAAUGGCUUUUAUAGGCAUAUCACCUUUUGCUCCGACGAUUCCAAUGUUUGAUUUACAGGUUCGGUUCGUACUAAAAUUCUUAUCGGGUGCGAAGAAAUUGCCAACAAAAGCCGAAAUGUUAAAAGAUGUGCAGAUGCAACCGACAAGACGGCGUCCAUAUAAUUUGUUACCUGAUCGAAUCGAAUAUAUAAAACAAAUAUCGGAAUUGGCUGACAUUGAACCUGUUCCAGAUGUAUUUGUGAGCGCGACUAAAGAUUCUAUCGUAGCUGGAAUUCGUGAACCAAACGACUUCCGCAAAUAUAGAUAUAUGUUAAUCAAUGAUAAAUCAUUUAAAAAAGAAAA